GCCGCCCGCCGCCCGCGGCAUUCGAAAGUCGCUCGGCGGGCGGGGCUUCCUCUUCCCCCUCUUCCUCUUUCCCCUCUUCCUCGUCCUCAUCCUCCUCCGCCGGGGGGCCGUGCCGGGCCGCGACGCCGCUUCUCGGGGCAAGGGCGAGCCUCGGCCGGUGAGGGCUUGUGGAAGGGAAAAACGGGCGCGGACCCUGCUCGGGGUCGCUUCUUCAGCGAUGGCAGCCUUGGAGGCCGCCGAAAUGUCCCUCUUGGGUCUGAGCUGCGUGAGAGAGCGGAUGCGGGAGAAGAAAAAGGGUGCCUUGAGGACUGCGAAGUUGAAUGCCUCGCUUGCAUCGAAAAUCAAAACGAAGAUCAUCAACAACUCCUCCACUAUGAAAAUCUCUCUAAAGCAGAACAAUAAAGCGUUGGCUCUGGCCCUCAAUGCAGAGAAAGCCAAGGCACAGCGGCUCACUCAGGAGAAGACUAUUUUACAGAAGGAGGUGAAGCAGUGUCACUUCCAGAACGCUGUGCUGCGGCAGAGGCUCAACUUCCUGAAUGAUAUGUUGAAAAAAAUGGACAAUCUUAUGGCUGCAGUUAAGAUGGCUGAGCUGUCUGAGUUCCAUACAAGUUCUGCAUCCUUGUCCAGUGGCCAGAAGAGCAUCAUGACUGAACAUAGCUGGGUUGAUGAUAUUGUAGAUGGUCAGCUUCUGAGGGUUACACAGAUACCAAUGAGAGUGCCCAUUUCCAAGCUGCAUGAUGCAGAGCAGCAAGAUGGCAGCUCCACAGCAGUACAGACAUCCUCAGGAGAACUUCAGAAACCUGCUUCUAAUGCAGGAGAACUUCAGAGACCUGCCUCUAAUGAGGCCCUGAAAAUAGUGCCUGUUGCUUCCAAAGAUACUUUGCCACCACAGCACAAUGAGAAGCCUCAGUUCCACCAGGAAGAUAAUGGCAAAAAGGUGACUGAAGCAAUGGCAACAGAGGAGGCUUUCCAUGACUCUCACAUCUUUGGAGAGGUCUUGUGCAGCACUGAACAAAAUCCCAACAAUUUGCCAAUGCUUGGAUUGGAAAGUCAUACUCUUUCAUGUGAGGCUGAUGAGAUGGCAAAACAUUUAUUUGAUCGUCUCUCACAAGGGCAUGUUACUCAGAGGAGAAAGCGUUCUACCCUAUUUGCUACAAGCACUCCAUCUUCUGCUCUGGAUAUCGUCAUACAUGUCAGUCCCACUCAGGCAGCUCAGGGUAGUACUGCACAGGACAACAGCAGCUCCAGCAACAACAACACACAGCAACAGUGGCGAUCUCCCAGCCCCCUGGCUUCUCCUGCUCAAACUGCUGUUAUUUCUCAUACAAACUCUGUGGGUAAAGAGACCUUUUGUGAGCAGCCACAGACAAAAGAAAUGGGGUAUGGUGUUGAAAUGGACCCUAGCUAUAGCCAAGUCCCUGAGCUUGUUCCUGUAAAGGUUAAAAGCAAAGGUAAGUGUAAAACUAGAGAGAAAAAGACUGUUAAAAAAGCAAGAACAGGAAAAAAGAAAACACCUGCAGAAAGUUUGCUGAAAACAAACAAUGCAGAAAGUAGUCCUGAUAGAUCUCAAGGCGAAGAGUGUGCUCAAAAUGCAAAGAAGCUUCUUCAGCCAAAAGUUGCAACACGUUCCAGUGAGACUGAAGUCUGUGAGAUGGGGCAGAAGGCAUUUGAGGGGGCUUUUGACAGGAGGAAUAGAGACUGUGGAGAGCACCAUUCCCACUCUUCUGAUGGAGUCCAAGACUUUGAAAGUACAUAUGAGGUGAAUCCAGCACAGCUGCAGAGUCUUGAAAAUGUUGACUUAAUGCAACAGGUUAAGAAGGGACCUAUCUUUGAGAUGCAAAGGAUGGAGAGCUUGUUAAAAUCCCCAGUUCAUACCUUCUCAAGUCAUGAAGUUGCCUCAGGUGAUUCCAGCCUACAGAAUUCUACAAGAUUCUCAAGUGUGAGCAGAAAGAGCAUCAGACAGAAAGCCAACAGAAAAACUAGAGUAAUUAGGCAAAGCGAUGAUUCUGAUGAGGAAUAUUUGCCAAACACUGUGAUAAUAACAGAGUCCAAAGCUGAAGAACGGCCUAAAAGAAGCCAAACAAGCAGGAAGAAUGCUGUCAGGAAAAGCAAUUGUGAUCAGAGAAAUGAAGAUAAUGUUUUUAGGCCCUGCAUAGAUGUUCAAGGAGUAGCUAAUGAGAGCACAAAGGAUUUGCCAGGUAAUCUAAAACAGCGCAGGGAAACAUAUAUUGUCCAUCCUUUGGAUCUUGCAGAAAAUGUGAGUUGUUUCCAGACGGAAUCUGAAGGAGGUAAAAAUGUACCUCCCAAGUCUGUUCCUGGGAGUAAAGUGAGCCAAAUCUCCAGAGCCAGUAAGAGCAAUCAAAAGAGCAAUAAAAAACAGACAGGGAGCCUUCAAGAAAAAGGGCAAGGUGAAGUUGACCACAAUAUGAAUUCUUUGAAAAAAGAAGCGUCUUGCAAACUCAGGUCUCAGAUGAAGAGGAGCAAGUCUCAACUUCCAGAGACUGAUUACCUGGCCAGAAAAAGUGAUGGUGCCAAGGUUCUCAUUGGAAGUCCCACAGAACAUGCUCCCAAGAAGACUAUCAAGUUUUCCUGCCAUCUGCUGUCUGAGCUGGAUGAUUUCCUGGAGGAGCAACUACCUGAGAUAUCACUUGCAGAUAGUCUUACAGACCUUUCACACAGUCCUGAAUCCUUCCAUGUGAGCAGUUCUGCAGUUUUGCCUGUCAGUUCCAGACUUACAGAAAUACCAGUUUCCAAGAGCUUAAGUACUGAGGGCAACAGAUUGCCAGAAAAACCUCCUGUUUCAUUGAAAAAAUCUCUGAUAUUUAAAGAAAACACUUCAGAGGAAAUACCUGGGGAAAGGAACCAAGCCCAGUCAAGUUCUUGGAGCCCACCGGAACCUGAUAUCAGGCCACUACAGGACUUGAACAGUCCCAGGGUUCUGUCUCACUCUGGCUCGGAGGAAGCAUUAGGAUGCUCAACCAGGCGGAAACGGAAGCCAGCCUGCUACAAAGAGCCAUCAAUCAGAAGGAAACUGAGGCAGGGUGACCCAUUUACAGACACCGCGUUCCUCUACUCUGCUCUCUACAAAAGCAAAGAGAAGCCUGUCAAAGCCAAGAGAAUGACCAAGAAGAUGAAAGAGAACAAAGACGUGUUUCCUGAAGGAUGUCUCAGUGCCAAGGCACAAGUUGAUAACAACGGAAAGGAUUAGAACAGUGGUUGAAAGCAGCCCCCAAGCCCCUAGAAGCUCAUACAUUUAGCCACAAGGCUACAGCUUUGAACGCAGAGGCCCAAGCAAAGAUGGAGGUGGCUGACCAGGCAGCUGAACUACUCCAACUAAGGCAACCCAAGGACCAAUUUGACAAACUGAGCCUUGUGCCAUGGGUUUUUUCUGUUUUCAAAUCUUUGGGACUUAUGGGGUGGUUGACAUAAAUUGAUGGAUGUCUGUUUUGAUGAUGGGCUUAUGUGCUGUAUGAUUAGCCCCUAGCUAUCUUCUGCUUUCUUCCUGUUCUCUCCCCGUCUGCCAUGGAAAGCUCCCUGCAGCAGAAGAUGAGCCCUAUGCCAACCAACAUUAAGGAAUAAUUGAAACACAGGGUGCAUAGGACCAGACCUAAACAUGUCUUGUUUCAAACAUUCUGAGUAUUGCUACAAAGAAGGUGAUUGGAGGAGAGGGUCCCAUGAGACAGAGCUGUUCAAAAACAGCUCCCCUUUUCCUAUCACUCCUUGCCCUUUUUAAAAAGUACCUCCUACAGCCUUCUUGUAGCCCCUUGAGGUACUGGAAGGUGUGAUAAGGUCUCCCUAGCACCUUUUCCGUUUUCCAGGCUGAACAACCUCAACUCUCUCAGCCUGUCUUCAUAGGAGACAUAUUUCAGCCCUCUGAUCAUCUUUGUGUUCCAACAGGUCCAUAUGCCUCUUAAGCUGGGAAUCACAGACCUGGCCAACAGAACUCCAGAUGGGGUCAGUUGCAUUUAAGGAAAUCAUUUACACUUCCAUUGCAGCACCCACUGGCUUCAAGCACUUGCUUUCUUUAGGGUCUACUCUUGUGACUUCGAAGGUUAUGGAUUCUAAAUGUUUGAGAGAAUGAUGGGGAAAAGAAGGGAUCACACCAGUAGUAAAAGGGAAGGAAAUGUGCCUGUUUGGAAGCAGGAAAAGUGUUUCCUCUUUGUGGUAGAGCAGGGAGAGGGCUGCUCUUUUCUUCUGCCCAUACUUACUCUUUCUCCUCAGCACCAUCUAUCAGUUCAUGAGGUUAGGCUGGGUCUUGCUGUACUCUCUGUAUUCAGAGGACUCCAGAAGAUGGAAACUUCAUUAGUAGAGGGGAAAAUAGUGUCAUUGGCAGCCAGGUAAACGCUACUGCAUAGCUUACAUUUAAGCUGUACUUUUAAGUUAUUAAAACUAGGAAAGAAAAAGUCUGAUUCAAAAAAUGCCUUACCUGUUCAGUUUUCUGGAAGUUACCAAGAUUUCUCUGGUAUUCUGUAACUCUGGAAGCCAGGUAGGAGCUAGUAAAUAACACUUAUAACACUUGUUAUAAGUGCUGUUGUAUUAGAACCUGCCUGUGUUGACCCAAUGUCUGAAGCCAGGCAGGAACAUAGAUCUCCAAGUGUUCCCAGUAAUUGUUUUCAUUGCCUCUAUGGGUCAGAAAUUGGACUUUUUCCUUCUGCACUUAUGUGCUUGUACUAAUAACAGAAUAAUAGAUUGUAUUAAUUGACAUGCAAGGUACAGAGACAGCUGCUAGCAGUUACAGAGCUGUACUUCAAACACAGGGUAAGAGCAUCUCCUUUAGUCUAUAGGUAUUCUUAUCCUAAUCACCAUCUAUAGCAGUCAGCUGGAGGGAGAGAGUUCGUUCAUGUGUAAUCAGUUCCUCUUUUGCUGAAUAAUGAUCUAUCAGUUUGUAUUACUCCCCAAAUAAAAUUUUAAUGAAUUCUUGUACACUAUGUGAUGCUUACCAUGACACUACACUUGACAGCUUUGCCUAGGCUAGAACAAAUUGAAACUCUAUUGUAAGAAGGGAGAUACUUUAUGUUUAUAUCACAUUCCAAGAGUCUGUCCCAGCGUGUACUGGACUGCGCUGAAAGCUACUGCAGUUUCCGAGCCAGUUUCCCCAUAUCUGCUAAUCACAUGAAGGAGACACAAAGAAUGUUAGUCUUUUAUUUUAGUCCGAAUUAAAAAUAUUCCUUAAAAAAAACCAACACACAAUCAUGGAUGGAAUAAGUUUUCACAGUCACGAUAUUACUUGCUGUAAGACAACAAGGGUAAGUAAUCGCCCAGACAGUUGGAGAAAAGUUUGCACCUUUAUGAAUUGUGGGGUGAGGGAAGAGGUUAACAGUUCCCAUGCUUCACAUCCAGUCAGAAGGAGCAUAACUAAAUGCACGGCCUGCAUUUAGACACUGCAGCAUGGCUUUGGUAGGCUCUUAGCCUAUAAGGCUUGUUUCCAGCAUUUAGUAAGUGCUACUCAAAUGCUACAGUCCUGACUGUAGCAAUGGAACCAAAUCUCUUGGUAUCAGGAUACUGUGCUCUGGUUGGCACUACAAGAUAAAUUCAGGAGUGCUGUGGUAGAGCUUGCAUAGCCCUCCAAGCUCACUUAUACUCACUGGAAAGGACUCAAGAGAGGAGGAUGGUAUUAAUUUCUAAGGUCUGCUGGACAGUGGGCCACUGCUGGUUUGACCAGAGCUGUGACACAAACUGGCCUUCAGAUUGAGGAAGAGAUAAACAUAGAUCAACGUCACAGAGGAAAACUUCAGGUCUGCUGUGAACAAAAUUAGGCAUCUAGACCCAUAUCAAGCUUUUAUCAAAUUCAUCUGCUUAGCAAAAGUAGGGCUUAGCCUAGCAGCUCAAAGGGUUUCAGAAAACAUGAUUUUCUGAAAGUUUUAAAAGUGUCUUGUUCACUUUUAUCUAGUGUUUGCAAUGUUACACAAGAAAGCAUAAUGGAGACCCACUUAUGCGAGCAAUGACAGAAAAGCCAGGUACGUGUUUUCUCCAAUAUCCUAAAGUUCCCGUUAACUCAUAUAAUUUUUUCUUUGAUGGGGGCACCUGUAUUUGUUCCAAUUCCUUGAAAGUGUCUGGCGGAGCUACUGCAUUGGCUGCAUCUACCAAGUACCCAAAUUUCUUGGUCCUUGACAUUUUUCAGGCUGAUUUCAAUUUCUGCUUCAUGCAAUGCUUCCCAUAAUUGUUGCUGCUUCUCCCAUCUUGUCAUGGGAAUCUCUUUCAAUUAAAGUAUUAUCUAUAUAUUAGUAUAGUUUCACAUCUGGGGGGAGUGAGACUGUAAAAAUUCAGCAAGAUGGAGCAAUCGUGGGUGAAUGUACCUUGGAGGGAGCCUAUUAAAAAACUAAAACCGAUGAGAGAACAACUGCUAAGAGGAAGAACAGGAAAAAAUAAACAAUUGCAAUUACAAACAAUGCACAAAGUAGUCCUGAUAGAUCUCAAGGUGAAUGAAGAGUAUGCUCAAAAUGCAAGAAGCUUCUUUAGCCAAAAGUUGCAACAUGUUCUAAUGAGACUGAAGUCUGUGAGAUGGGGUAGAA
Messenger RNA from Taeniopygia guttata (zebra finch), 6512 nucleotides. RefSeq lists its product as uncharacterized. Gene Ontology annotation, biological process: meiotic sister chromatid cohesion. Gene Ontology annotation, cellular component: chromosome, centromeric region; kinetochore. The record is from RefSeq and is a predicted model, not a curated record. NCBI's taxonomy places the organism in Eukaryota, Metazoa, Chordata, Aves, Passeriformes, Estrildidae.